AUGCUGCGAGUUUCCACGCUUUUGAAGCAGUGUAUUGCUGCCCCAGGCUCAGUGAGUGCUCUGAGAUUCUAUGCAAGUGGGUCUGUGCCCACUACAAAACUGUUUAUAAAUGGACAGUUUGUAGAAUCCAAGACCAGUGACUGGAUUGACCUUCAUAACCCUGCGACCAAUGAGGUCAUCACCAGGGUUCCCAAGGCAACUCAUGAUGAGAUGGAGGCAGCGGUGGCCGGGUGCAAGGAAGCCUUCAAGACCUGGUCAGAAACUACCAUCCUCACCAGGCAGCAGCUCAUGUUUAAGUUCCAGCAGUUGAUCAAGGACAAUCUGUUUGGGUCCAAGAUUACACAAAAGACUAUAAAAACAAAGUUUGGUUUAAAUCAAUAUUAUAUGCAAUUACGUGAAAUGCAGACUUCAAAAACUGAUCCCAACUAA
This is a messenger RNA of Lingula anatina, 429 nucleotides long. RefSeq names its product putative methylmalonate-semialdehyde/malonate-semialdehyde dehydrogenase [acylating], mitochondrial. Gene Ontology annotation, biological process: L-valine catabolic process; thymine catabolic process. Gene Ontology annotation, molecular function: methylmalonate-semialdehyde dehydrogenase (acylating, NAD+) activity. Gene Ontology annotation, cellular component: mitochondrion. Lineage: Eukaryota; Metazoa; Brachiopoda; Lingulata; Lingulida; Lingulidae. The record is from RefSeq and is a predicted model, not a curated record.